This is a messenger RNA of Stylophora pistillata, 2737 nucleotides long. RefSeq names its product alanine aminotransferase 2. The record is from RefSeq and is a predicted model, not a curated record. Gene Ontology annotation, molecular function: transaminase activity; pyridoxal phosphate binding. Lineage: Eukaryota; Metazoa; Cnidaria; Anthozoa; Scleractinia; Pocilloporidae. Gene Ontology annotation, biological process: biosynthetic process.
UACCGGUAUGAACCGAAUAUUAUAUUCUUGUCUGAUGCUCCCUUAGGUAAGAAAAAAAAAAAAAAAAACGACUACGAGCGUUCGGUCGGGAAAACUUUACAUCCACAACAAAAAUUUAAAUAGAACAAGAUCUGCCACGUGACAAGAUCGUGUUUUGAACGACCAGAAAACCUUGUCACGCACGUUGGACUUCGUAAACAAAUCACAAGAUUUUCUUUACACGUGUACAAACGUACCACAUCUGAAGCUGUCACACUUAAGCAGACGACAGUAAGACGGUAUUUUAUUCUACUAAUUCGAAGAAAGUGAAGCAAAAUGAGUGGAAUCACGAUUCAAGCAAAUGGAAAAUGUUCCAACGAAAGAAUUCUCACCGGAGAAACGAUGAAUCCAUUCGUGAAACAGAUAGAGUAUGCAGUCAGAGGGGCGAUUGUCGAACGAGCCUCAGCCUUGGAGAAAGAAUUGGCGAAGGGUGCACAGAAACCUUUCAAUGAGGUAGUAAAAGCAAACAUUGGAGAUGCUCAUGCCCUUGGAAUGAAACCACUUACUUUUCCACGACAGGUUAUUGCCAUGUGUGUAUGUCCAGAACUUAUUGAUAGUGCUGACUUUCCAGCUGAUGCCAAAGCAAAAGCUAGGAGUAUAUUGAAUGCCACAAAGGGCCACAGUAUGGGUGCGUACUCAGAUUCUCAAGGUCUGGAAGAUAUUCGGAAAAAUGUGAUCAAAUACAUCAGUGAACGUGAUGGUUACCCUUCGAAUCCAAGCCACAUUUACCUCACAAGUGGUGCUAGUGAGGGCAUAAGGGCUAUCUUAAAAUUACUUCAGACAAGUGUCAACACUGGGAAUGGAAGGGCUGGCAUUAUGAUUCCAAUACCACAGUAUCCUCUUUAUUCAGCAACAUUGUCUGAGCUAAACUCUUACCAGAUCAAUUAUUACCUUGAUGAGGGGAAUGGAUGGGCACUAGACAUUGAUGACAUGAAAAGGGCUCUAAAUGAAGCCAGACCUUACUGUGUGCCUCGUGCUUUGUGUGUCAUAAAUCCUGGUAAUCCAACAGGUCAAGUUCUUUCUUAUGACAACAUCAAAGACAUUAUUAAGUUUUGCAAAGAAGAGAAACUUGUUUUACUGGCAGAUGAGGUAUAUCAAGCAAAUAUUUAUGGUGAAGGUGCAAAGUUCUACUCCUUCAAAAAGGUCCUUGGGGAUUUGGGCCCAGACUUUGAAGACUUUGAACUUAUUUCAUUCCAUUCAACAUCCAAAGGAUUUCUUGGAGAAUGUGGCUUUAGAGGAGGUUAUAUGGAAAUUGUAGGAAUGGAUGAUGAAGUCAGAUUCCAGUUAAAAAAGAUGAUGUCAGCAAAACUUUGCUCUUGUAUCACAGGACAGGCAAUGAUGGACUGCUUGGUGAGUCCACCUCAACCUGGUGACAUAUCAUAUGACACAUUCAUCAAGGAGAAAACAGCAGUGCUUCAGUCAUUGAAAGACAGGGCCAAACUGGUUGCGGAGACAUUCAACUCAAUAGAGGGUAUUAAGUGUAAUGAAGUUAUGGGUGCCAUGUAUGCCUUCCCCAAUGUGUCUAUCCCCAAGAGGGCACAAGAAGAGGCAAAGUCCAGAGGUAUGCCUCCUGACAGUUUUUAUGCUCUGGAGUUGUUGGAGAAAACAGGAUUGUGUGUUGUACCAGGAAAUGGUUUUGGACAAAGGGAUGGAACAUUCCAUUUUAGGCUGACGAUUUUACCUCCCAUUGAAGUACUCAAGCCUCUGUUUGAACGUUUUAAAGUCUUCCAUCAGGAGUUUAUGCGAAAAUACAGAGAUCCCAACUCAGCUUUAUAAUUCAGUGUUUGCCUUUGAUUGCUAGAAGAAGUUAAUUUUACAAUUUAUGAAAUUUUAUUUCUUGGCUUUGAAUGGGAUUAAAGAGUACUUGACCUUCUGGUUAAUGUGGAAUGUCCAAAGUAUGUCUCUUAAAAGAAGUGCAAAGCCUUUGAUCUGAGAAAGAAUUUCUAUUUCCAAGCAAAGAAAACUAAUUUCUGCAAGUCUAUUAUUUGCUCAGAUCACCAAAAUGGCCCACAAAGAGCGUGGAUUAAGUUUUUUUUACUUGACCUGAAUUUUUUAAGCUGAAAAACUUCAAGAAUUAGCCAUAAAGGGUGUGUAGCCAUAUGGAGUCUUUUUUGGAUCCGUUAAGCUACUUAAGAACCAGAAAGAAUUUGGAAAGUGGCAGAGGAUGGAUUUCAGUCUGGAAAACAAGCGAGGCACUGAAUUGCAAAUACAGAACAUGGACCUGAAGGGUCCAAAGAUCACAAGAUCCAUAACACAUGUUUUUCAAUACUAAUCUAAGUACCAGUUCUGAAUCAAACAUUUUUUGUAUCAUUAAUGUAAAUACAAUGUUAAGGUUAAUAAGGUUGAAGUUUUCCAUAAAGGUGAGGGACAAUUUAAAAAGUUUCCAAUUGUCCUUUGUGUCACAGUGAGGUCAGCUGCAAUGAGCAGUAGAUCUCAACAUUUCAUUGUAAUACCAGUAACUUAACACAGAUGAGGGUUAUCAUUGUUCAGUUGAAAUGCCACAAUCUACAAUAUCUGACCACUCUGUGACAACAACUAUUGACACUUAAAUUAUUAUGGGUGUAUGUUACAAGCGCAUUUUGAUACCAUCAAUAUUGAAUACUUGAAAUAUUUAUUAUGUGUGCAUUACAAUUAAGAUUAUAACGUUACACUAGUUUAGUUAUAUAUUUAUGAAUUAAAAAUUCAUUCAACAGAUGUA